This is a messenger RNA of Acaulospora morrowiae, 555 nucleotides long. Lineage: Eukaryota; Fungi; Glomeromycota; Glomeromycetes; Diversisporales; Acaulosporaceae. The record is from the annotation of a GenBank genome assembly.
AUGCAGAUGUUGGCCGCCAAUUAUGCCAAGCUCUCCACGACGAUGACAACUCCAUCUGGAGCUAGGACUAGAGGUAGGAUGGAUAUUCGCGAUAUAACCUGUUUUAAGUGUGAUAAUAAGAAUCAUUACACAAGAGAUUGUGUGGCGGAAAGAACUAACCAUCGGAAUGAAGUAUCCACACAAGGGACUAAACAAGAAUCAGAAGCCCAAUAUGUAGAAUUGAUGGAAUGCGAGAAUAAGGUCUACCACAUUACCAACAGAUACCAACUGUAUAAUCGAACCCGAGCCGACAGAAAGACUGGUCCGGUAUGGGAAGGACGUCUGCGGAACCACACCACCGAUGCGAGAGCGGAAAAGAUCCAAGACCCCAUGAUAGAAGGAGAAGCCCAAGUGGAAGAAUUACCCACCACACCUGAGGAACCAGAAGAAAUCGCCGUUGACGAAGGGAUUCGACAAAUUGAAGUCGAUGAAGAAUUAGGACAGGAAGAGCGAGCAAGAAGACUUACCGACCAGAAGAAACGCCAAACCAAGCCAUCGUACUAUGAAACAUCUUAA